Messenger RNA from Vavraia culicis subsp. floridensis, 894 nucleotides. RefSeq lists its product as uncharacterized. The record is from RefSeq and is a predicted model, not a curated record. NCBI's taxonomy places the organism in Eukaryota, Fungi, Microsporidia, Pleistophoridae. Bases 145 to 867 code for a protein of 240 amino acids. The transcript has a single exon.
UAGCAAGAAUAGCAAUCGUACAGGAACACCUGUUUGCUUUUGAUUUCCAUUAUUGCUGAGUUUGUGUAUAACCGGAUAUAAAGUUUUUGUAAAUUGUUUCGGAACCGCCAUAGGGGGAUCAAAAAACUUUGCCCCUUAGUCAUUAUGGACAAUGUUGCCUUUGUUCAUAUCGUUGAUGAGCACCUGAUUUUGGGUGUGAAUUCGCCUGUCAAAAUGCAGUACGAGUUUAACGAAGGCAGCUUGACGAAAAUGUGCCGCUUUGUCGACUCGUUAUCCAUUAUUGUGCCCUUGGCGAUAGACAGCAAUGUGGUUCUGAAGGUGAUAGCCAAAAUUCUGCAGGACAGCCUCAUCGAAAAUGUUGUGGUGAAUGCACCAUGCACACUCGUGAGCAUGGCACUCUCAAUGGAGAGUUUGAUAUUCAUCAGUUUGGUGCCUAAAGAAAACACCAUUAUAGCGUAUAUAGAGGCUGUCAAAAAUAGGAAUAUUGAUAUGCCGAGCGUAUGUGCCGUAAAUGGGGAUUUGAAAUCUUUGUUGGAACAGAUAUAUGAUCGAUUCUGUAUUUUAGAUGACAUCGCAGGUUUGUAUGAACGGUUGUACGUGCACUCGUUGGAUGACAAGCUGCACAAGACUUUUUACUUGGAAUUGGAAAAGCUACUAAACAAGAGAACAAAACAAAAUAAAAAGAUUGACAAGCUUUCUACUGACAAUAAGUUGGCGGAUUGUACUCAGUUCAAGUUUUCGGAAAAAAAUCCUAUCUAUAUUGGUUCGUGGUUAUUAACGAAGGUGCGGUUCUUUAAAACAAAUCAUUUUGCAACACGUGAUAAUUUCUUAAAAAAGGAUUAUUCGCUGUUAAGCAUAGAUAAUUGAUGGUUAUUAAAUGACAUUCCUCUGAAA